CCAACUCUGAACCCAAAAGGAGGCAGGAAGGGCCAGGCAGGAAGGAAGCAAAUCCCUGGGGCCAGAAAGACUACUGUCCAGAAGUGCCUCAUGUCCCGUGGGGGCUGAACGAAUGAACACUGAGCCUGGCUGCCCAGCCAGCACCACUUGCCUGCUGCUGCCUAAGAACCAUGCUUGCUGCUGCCCUCCUGAGCCUGGCCCUGCUGGGCAGCGCCCACGCCUGUUCCACAGGCCCCCUGUCCAUGGCGGGCAUUGUGUGCCGUAUCACCAAGCCUGCCCUCCUGGUGUUGAAUCAGGAGACCGCCAAGGUGAUCCAGACAGUGUUUCAGCGGGCCAGCUACCCCGACAUCAAGGGCGAGAAGACCAUGAUGCUGCUUGGCCAGGUCAAGUAUGGUCUGCACAAUAUCCAGAUCAGCCACCUGUCCAUUACCGGCAGCCAGGUAGAGCUGACUGAAGCCAAGACCAUUGACAUCUCCAUUCAAAACACCUCUGCAACCUUCAAGGGGACCUUAAACUAUGGUUACACAAGUGCCUGGGGGUUGAGCAUUGAUCAGUCUGUUGACUUCGAGAUUGACUCUGCUAUUGACCUCCAGAUCAACUCACAGCUGAUCUGCGACUCUGGCAGGGUGCAAACAAAUGCCCCUGGAUGUUACCUGUCCUUCCACAAGCUGCUCCUGCAUCUUCAUGGAGAACGGAACCCUGGAUGGAUCAAGCGGCUGUUCACCAGCUUCAUUUCCUUCACCCUGAAGCUGGUCCUGCAGGGACAGGUCUGCAAAGAGAUCAGCGUCAUCUCCAACAUCAUGGCUGACUUUGUCCAGUCAAGGGCCGCUAACAUCCUGUCCAGUGGAGACAUUGGGGUGGACAUCUCCCUGACAAGAUGGCCUGUUGUCACAGCCACCUACCUGGAGUCCCAUCACAAGGGUCAUUUCAUCUACAAAAACAUCUCGGAGGACCUCGUCCUGCCCACCUUCUCACCAUCGCUGCUGGGGGAAUCCCGCAUGCUCUACUUCUGGUUCUCUGAGCAAGUUCUGGACUCCUUGGCCAAGGCCGCCUUCCAGGAUGGCCGCCUCACACUCAGCCUGACGGGGGACAAGUUCAAGGAAGCACUGGAAACCUGGGGCUUCACCAUCAAUCAGGAAAGCUUCUCAGAGCUUUUCAACAGCUGCACUCCCAGCCUGGCCCAAGUAACCGUGCACUGCCUCACGAGGCCCAGGAUCUCCUGUCAAAAAAAGGGUGUCGUGGUCAGUUCUUCCGUGAUGGUGCAAUUCCUCUUCCCACACCCAGAUGGGUUAGUGGCUCACACUUUUGAAGAGGAUGUCAUCACUACCAUCCAGGCCUCCUAUUCCCAGAAAAAGCUCUUCUUAAGCCUCCUGGAUUUCCAGGUUACACCAAGGAACGCUUCUAAGGAGGCUGAGAGCAGCUCCGUGGCCGUUCAGAGCUUCCUGCAGUCGAUGAUCGCCGCUGUGGGCAUUCCUGAGGUCAUGGCUCGGCUCCAGGUGGCACUUACAGCUUUCAUGAACAGCAAAGGCCUGCACCUUUUCAACAUCAUCAAUCCUGAGAUCAUCACUCAAGACGGCUUUCUGCUGCUGCAGAUGGACUUUGGCUUCCCAGAGCAUCUGCUGGUAGACUUCCUGCAGAGCUUGAGCUAGAAGCCCCUCAACACAGAAUGGAGCACAGACCGGAAACCAGGCUCGGUCUCCCAUCCCGAAUUCAGGCAUCUCCUUCCAUCAUGGUGCGAGACUGCCUUCCAAUUUCUCCCUGUCCUAAAGAGCACUUCCAUUAAAAUGCUGUAUCCAGUAA
Molecule: messenger RNA, 1800 nt
Organism: Cavia porcellus (domestic guinea pig)
Lineage: Eukaryota; Metazoa; Chordata; Mammalia; Rodentia; Caviidae
Gene: Cetp
Product: cholesteryl ester transfer protein
Exons: 16
Coding region: 171-1649 (492 amino acids)
Biological process (GO): cholesterol homeostasis; low-density lipoprotein particle remodeling; phospholipid homeostasis
Cellular component (GO): high-density lipoprotein particle
Molecular function (GO): cholesterol binding; triglyceride binding; phosphatidylcholine binding
Source: RefSeq, a predicted model, not a curated record